Messenger RNA from Nothobranchius furzeri (turquoise killifish), 2647 nucleotides. RefSeq names its product cryptochrome circadian regulator 1b (gene cry1b). Gene Ontology annotation, biological process: entrainment of circadian clock by photoperiod; negative regulation of DNA-templated transcription; circadian regulation of gene expression. Gene Ontology annotation, cellular component: cytoplasm; nucleus. The record is from RefSeq and is a predicted model, not a curated record. NCBI's taxonomy places the organism in Eukaryota, Metazoa, Chordata, Actinopteri, Cyprinodontiformes, Nothobranchiidae. Gene Ontology annotation, molecular function: FAD binding; DNA binding.
ACCAAAUUGAGCUAGCCGCGCCGUGCGCAGUGUGAUCAUCCGGGUACUUCUGACUUCGCUACAUAACUCCAACCCAGGCUUCCGAUUAGUGGCUUUUAAAAGAUAUUUCUCCCGUUUCACUUGACUACACCGACCUAAAUAAAGAAGGCGACAUGGUGGUCAACACCAUCCACUGGUUCAGGAAGGGACUUCGGCUGCACGACAACCCGGCUCUGAGGGACUCGAUCCGAGGAGCGGACAGCCUGCGCUGCAUCUACAUCCUGGACCCUUGGUUCGCAGGCUCCUCUAAUGUGGGCAUCAACAGAUGGAGGUUUUUGCUGCAGUGUUUAGAAGAUCUAGAUGCCAGCCUUCGUAAACUCCACUCUCGCUUGUUUGUCAUCAGAGGCCAGCCUACCGAUGUCUUCCCUCGUCUUUUCAAGGAGUGGCAGAUCACACGUUUAUCUUAUGAAAAUGACUCUGAGCCGUUCGGUAAAGAGCGGGACGCCGCCAUCCAGAAGCUAGCCAGCGAGGCCGGUGUCGAGGUCAUGGUGCGGAUUUCACACACGCUCUAUGACCUGGACAGGAUCAUUGAGCUUAACGGCGGCCAGCCUCCGCUCACGUACAAGCGUUUCCAGGCUCUAAUCAACAGGCUGGAAGCUGUGGAGCUGCCCGCCGAAACCAUCACGUCUGAAACGAUUCAAACCUGCCGCACUCCCAUCAAGGAUGAUCACGAUGACAAGUUCGGGGUUCCUUCGCUAGAAGAGCUUGGUUUUGAGACAGCCGGUCUCACCACCGCAGUGUGGCCAGGUGGAGAAACAGAAGCCCUCAUGAGGCUUGAGCGACAUCUGGAGAGGAAGGCAUGGGUGGCAAACUUUGAGCAUCCACGUAUGAACGCCAACUCCCUGCUGGCCAGUCCCACCGGCCUCAGCCCUCAUCUACGCUUCGGGUGUCUCUCCUGCCGUCUUUUCUACUUUAAACUGACUGAUUUGUACAGAAAGGUGAAGAAGCACAGCACUCCGCCGCUGUCUCUGUACGGCCAGUUGUUAUGGAGGGAGUUUUUCUACACAACCGCCACGAACAACCCCUGCUUUGACAAGAUGGAGGGGAAUCCUGUGUGUGUCCAGAUCCCCUGGGACCGAAACCCAGAGGCGCUGGCCAAGUGGGCGGAGGGACGAACGGGUUACCCAUGGAUCGACGCCAUCAUGACCCAGCUGAGGCAGGAGGGUUGGAUCCAUCAUUUGGCUCGGCACGCUGUGGCCUGCUUCCUCACCAGAGGAGACCUCUGGAUCAGCUGGGAGGAAGGCAUGAAAGUGUUUGAGGAACUGUUACUUGACGCGGACUGGAGCGUUAACGCUGGCAGCUGGAUGUGGCUCUCAUGCAGCUCGUUCUUCCAGCAGUUUUUCCACUGCUACUGCCCCGUGGGGUUUGGUCGACGCACAGACCCCAGUGGUGACUACAUCAGACGCUAUUUACCAGCACUGAGGGGUUUCCCUGCCAAAUACAUCUAUGAUCCUUGGAAUGCCCCUGAGGAGGUGCAGAAGGCAGCCAGGUGCAUCGUAGGGACCCACUACCCCCGACCCAUGGUGAACCACGCCGAGGCCAGCCGCAUCAACAUAGAGAGGAUGAAGCAGAUUUACCAGCAGCUUUCCUGCUACAGAGGACUCUGGCUGCUGGCAACAGUACCAGUAAAUGCCACCAAUGCUGGAAGAGUGGACACGGGGACGGGUCAAGGUCCUGGACGGUCCUCUGAAGAUGCGACUGGGGAGGAGGGAACAUCUCAAACAGAAAGAAGACAGUCGACGCAGAAACGACGCCAUGGAGACACCGAACCUGAACGCAGCUCUAAACCCUGGAAGCAGAGCAAAUAGAAAGUGGGUUUGUGUCACAUCCGUUAAUAACCGUCAGCCUGCUGAGAAGAAAAAAGUGUUGGAUCGAUAGUUUUUGUGGUGAAAAUAAUUAUGAGUAAAAAAAGAAAAGCUCUGAAACAUUUUUACUACCAAAACUCAGCAGCAGCUAAUAUCUGUUGCGCAGAUAAAGCGUGACAGAUUAAUCGACGAGGUCGUCGGGAGAGACGUCAGUUUGCGUAACAAGUCUACAACCUUGUCUGUCAUCUGUUUAGAUGUGAGAUAAGGAACUUCUAAGAGCUGUAAGAUCUCAGAGAGGAUAAAGAGACGCUUUGUUUGAGUCUUUUCUGUUUGUGUCGUGAGCAGCAGCUUGUUGUCUUCCACUGCAGUGUCUAGUUUUAUUAAUAAUGUCUUAAAAAUCCAACAUCAGUCAUUUAGCUCUGGUUUUGGUAAACAGAAUCAGAUAAUACUGUCCUUCAGCUUCUGAGUGGUGAACAGGGACACGUGUCCCCCUUUGGAUGAUCCACUUGGGUCAAAUGUCAUUUUUAUACAAACUAUAUGAAGUUUUGAAUGUGCAUACCUUUUUUUUAAAAAGCUUUCACAAGGGUUGAUAAAUCAGGCCGUCCAAAGUGUUGUGAAUACUUUAGAUUUUAAACUUUUGUAUAUCUGGUUUUGUGAUUAUUCCCUUUUUUUGUAAAUAUUACUGAAACACAAAAAUUCUAAUAUAUGUCCUUUUUCUCUCCCUCUUGAACGUAAAUCUAUUUUAUAUGAAGAGCGAUCACGUUUGUUUGUAUAAUAUGGCAAUAAAAGUCAAAUGAUUCACA